AUGGCGUUGUGCUUCAUCUUUCAUCUGCACACUGGUUUGCGGGCUGGCGGUGGUAUAGGCGACGAGAUUGAAGCGCCUGAUGGCGAUGCCAAGGAGGCCUAUCGAAUAUUAUUUGAUAUGACCUUUUUCUUCUUUGUCAUCGUCAUUCUACUCGCCAUUAUUCAAGGUAAGUGGCGAUAUUUCUCUGUCCUCAUUAUUGCUUUGUUUAUCUUUGUUCCUUUUUAUUUUUAUUCGUUUUAUUACAUAUUACUGUUAUAUAUUUGUUAUCCCGUCGUCAAAUGGUUCAAAUGGCCAUUCCCACCCAAUCUUCAUCUCUCCACCGCUUUGGCAAGAUGUGAGAAAUAG
Protopolystoma xenopodis is the source of this 345-nucleotide messenger RNA. The record is from the annotation of a GenBank genome assembly. Lineage: Eukaryota; Metazoa; Platyhelminthes; Monogenea; Polystomatidea; Polystomatidae.